AUGAGUAAGAGUGGUGGGAGUUAGAGCAGCACCUCUGUUGCUGGUGAAGCCUGUGGAGGCAAUGGUCAACCCUUUGGGGGAGACACAACUCUUGCUAAGCUCCGAAGACCCAAGGCUCUAAUCAAGGAAUUUAUGCCCUGUUCUAUAAACCAGCUGCUCACUUCUACUCUGGUUGACAAUGUCUUUAAGAUCAGGGGAAUUGAGAUUUCCCAAAUCUCUACUGUAGGGAUAAUUAAUCAGGUAGAGAGAGCUCCAUACUAUAGUCUGUACAAAAUUGAUGAUACGACUUAAAAGGCUAUUCGUGUGGUGCAGUGGCUUGGUAGAGAUAAAGCAAAGCAGCCAACGACCUCGCUUCCUGUUGGGGUAUAUGUCAAAUUGUUUGGUAUCCUCAAAUGUGCUGCUGAGAGCAAGAGCCUUGAGGUAUUGAAAAUCCGAGUCCUGGAAGAUAUGAACAAGUUAACUGUACAUAUUUUAGAGACAGUCAGUGCACACAUGAUGCUUGAUAAAGCCCGCUGAGCAACCACUUGGAAAAAUGUGCCUGCACCCUACCCCAUCAAGAAUGGUUAACAUGUCGACACGGUUGAUGAAGGCGAGCAUCAUCUUAAAUUUAUUUGGAAGGAGGUGCUACGGUUGAUUCACAAGUGUCCUCGACUUGAAGGAAAGAACAUUCAGGAGCUCCAGACAGAGCUUCCCAGCAUGAGCAUAGGAGCCAUCAAGGAAGUGAUUGAGUAUUUGACCAUAGAGGGCCAUGUCUAUUCCACUGUGGAUAAGGAACACUUUAAAUCUGCUGAUUGA
This is a messenger RNA of Chrysochloris asiatica (Cape golden mole), 795 nucleotides long. RefSeq names its product replication protein A4, 30kDa (gene RPA4). Gene Ontology annotation, cellular component: site of double-strand break; DNA replication factor A complex; chromosome, telomeric region. Gene Ontology annotation, biological process: double-strand break repair via homologous recombination; DNA replication; nucleotide-excision repair. Lineage: Eukaryota; Metazoa; Chordata; Mammalia; Afrosoricida; Chrysochloridae. The record is from RefSeq and is a predicted model, not a curated record. Gene Ontology annotation, molecular function: DNA binding.